GAGCAUUUAGCACUCUCCACCAUGAAGGGAACAGUUCUGCUGGCCUUGCUGGUGAGUAGAGAGCUGGGCUUCCUGACAAAGGAAACAUGCUUACCUUUCCUCAGUGUCUAUUUGGGUGUCGUCUCUGGAUACAGGUUUUGGUUACGUAAGGAACUUGCUACAUUCCAUCCUACUGUUGAGGAAAAAAAAAAGGCUUUUGAAAAAAUCCAGGACUGCUAUGAGGAGGCAGGACUAAAAACCAAAACUCAAGACAUGAAAUUUAUGGCAGCUAUACUCUUCAGCCCAGAAUGCAAGUCAUAUUAUACCAAAGAAGUCUUGAUAAAUAUUCUGGAUAAAUUUUCUAAGAAAUGAACCCAUUAGAAGUUAAUGGGUUAUAGGCAACCUAUCUUUGCAAUGUGUCUGAUCCAAGUCCCAUCUUGCUGACCUGUCAUCUUACUUUCCUUAAGUUGGAUUUCUGACACCUGUGCCUUCAUCCUUUAGUCUCUUAGGCUGAUUCUAAUAAAUGCCUGCAGCUCUGUUCAGUGCC
Molecule: messenger RNA, 526 nt
Organism: Mus musculus (house mouse)
Lineage: Eukaryota; Metazoa; Chordata; Mammalia; Rodentia; Muridae
Gene: Scgb2b1
Product: secretoglobin, family 2B, member 1
Exons: 3
Coding region: 22-351 (109 amino acids)
Source: RefSeq, marked validated